GCCAAUAUUGGCAAUUUUCAAAGAACUCGGCAACAAAUAUUCUAAUUUGAUCUUUCAUUUUAGGCAAUAUUUUCUCAAUUUUUAAUAAUAUUGUCUUAUUUAAUUCUAGCAUUUUGUCCAUAAGAACGCUACAACAAUCUAUACUUUAUAUGGAAAGUUAAAUGCCUAAUUUGCCUUAGUUAGCAAAAACAUAGUUCUCACAGGCGACAACUGAGAAGUUCUUUGUCACGCCACCUUUUAAUCCGUAUUACUUUAAGCCGGACAAAGUUUCUCGCAAUAACGAAGCUCUCAAAAUCUGUAUAGAAGUCGGGAUAUUUUCAAAACUUUUCUCCGAAAAACGAAGGAAAAUAUUUUUUUUUUUUUUUUUAAAUUGUAAAUAUAUUUUAUUUAAAUUUCAAAGCUGACUAAAAAUAUUUUUUAAGCUUAAACUUUUUUAUAAAAUACAUAUAAGGCAAGUACAUUUUAAAAGUUGUAUUCAAAAAUAUGACAUUUGGAUAUUAGAAAACUAUUAUAAAGGUAUACUACUGUAAAGGCAUGAAUAUUUUGGAACUCUUUCAAUGAUGAACAAAUCUGGUAUUGCCUUUUCUAUUCUGACUUCAAAAAUAGCUGAAGGUGAUGUAGCUACUUUGCGAAAUUGUUUGUUAAACAAGCACUGUACUGCAAAUGAAUCUGAUGAAAAUGGACAGACACUUUUAAUGAUAGCUGCUCAACAAGGGCAGGUAGCUGUUGUAAAUGAACUGUUAGCUCAUGGAGCUGAUGUAAAUGCAGAAGAUGUGGAUAAUUGGUCUGCUUUGACAAAUGCUGCCAAAUCUGGCUUUAAAGAGGUGGUAAUAAAAUUGUUGGAUCAUGGAGCUGACAUCGAGCAUAGAGAUAUGGGUCAGUGGACACCUUUGAUGUGGGCUAGUUAUAAAGGUCACUAUUAUGUUGUUAAAAUUCUGUUAGAGCAUAGUGCAAUGGUGAAUGUGGUGGAUAAGAAUCAAUGCACUCCACUUAUCUGGGCGUCAGGAAGGGGAUUUUUGGAAAUUGUUGAAGCUUUAUUGGAAAGAGGAGCUAAGGUUUAUUCAGGUGACAAAUAUGGAACUACACCUCUUGUCUGGGCUUGUCGUAAAGGCUAUACUGAAAUUGUUCAUUUGCUUUUGGAAGCUGGAGCCAAUGUUGAUACAGCAGGAAUGUUUUCGUGGACUCCACUUCUUGUUGCAACAAAAGGCAACUAUCCCAGCAUUGUGAAUAUGCUUUUGGAACAUAAACCAAAUGUCAAUGCUGUUGAUAUGGAUGGUUGUACUGCCUUAUCCAUUGCAUGCAAAGAAGGGUAUACAGAGAUUGCAAAAGCUCUGAUGAAUACUGGUGCAUACAUAAAUUUACAAGACAGAAAUGGCGAUACUAAUUUAAUUCACGCUUCUAAAUCUGGGCACUUUUCAAUUGUGGAUGCAUUAAUUCGAAAAUAUGCUGAUAUAGACUUAGCUGGAGGAGAUGGGAAGACAGCACUAUAUUGGGCAAUUGAGAAAGGAUAUGUUGAUAUUGUGCGCUUACUACUAAGUGCAAAUGCAAAUACUGAAAUAGCUACUAAAGAUGGUGAUACAGCUUUAUUAAAGGCUACACGAAACAGAAAUGCAGAGAUUGUACAGAUGCUUGUAGAGAAGAAAUGCAAGGUGUCCGCUGCUGACAAAAAAGGUGACACGGCAUUACAUAUUGCUAUGAGAGCUAGAAGUAAAGCUAUAGUGGAAAUUUUACUUCGUAAUCCUAAAAAUAGUCAGCUUCUUUAUCGACCAAAUCGUGCAGGAGAAACUCCAUACAACAUUGAUUCUAAUCAUCAAAAGAGUAUAUUAGCGCAAAUAUUUGGAGCCAGACGGCUUAAUACCAAUGAAGACAGUGAAAAUCGCUUGGGUUAUGAUCUUUAUAGUAGUGCCCUUGCUGACAUACUGAGUGAACCUAGUUUAAACAUGCCUAUAUCAGUUGGUCUUUAUGCUAAAUGGGGAAGUGGAAAGUCAUUUUUACUUAAGAAAUUGGAAAAUGAAAUGAGAAGUUUUGCUAUUCAAUGGAUAGAACCAAUGUUUGAAUUUACUAAAUUGGUAUAUUUAAUAAUAUUGUUGUUGUCUCUUAUGGUUGGCUUCAUACUUGUAUUGAGUACCAAAAACUGGCUUUCUGGAGCUUAUCUGAGUGUUGGCACAUUCCUUUCUGUGAUAAUUUUUCUUGGUGGCGUUAUUUAUUUCAAUAAACAUUAUGAUCUUUCCUGGGUUUAUAAGCUGAGCUUGUACCUGGCAAAUCAACUUAAUUCUUUGAGAACUCUUUUAUUUGUUAUAUUUUGUAAUCCCCCAGCCAAUAAAUCAGAAAGUGAUGCUGAUCCAGUAAGAUUUAUUUUUACAGAAAAAACCAAAGUAACGAGUUCUGGUACUCAGACAUCCGUUUUGCAUAUUAUUACAUCACUGAAUAUUGCUAUUGAAAAAGAAUUUGGUCUUUUUACUUGUCGUUUAUACAGGGUAUUAAAACCAAAACUUGUGGCUUCUCAGUGGUGGAAAUUCAGAACUAUAUGCUGUAUUCCUAAUUUCCUCAUUGCAAUUUUUUUACUUCUUUGCCUUGGAGGUAUGAUAAUUUUGUUUUUAGAAACGGAUGCCACCAACUUCUAUUCUGAACCAAAUGAAUAUACGACAGUUUUUCGAUCACUUUUCAUUGGAAUGUUAUGCAUUUGCGGUCUUGUCAUUUCAUUGAAUCUUUACACUUUCUUGCGUAUCAUAAAAACAUUGGUCUUCUCACACCAAAGAAGAAUUGCUGGAUCCUUUCUACGAAUAGCUUCACCAAAGAAUGAAAAUUGCAUUAGUUCUCUGAAGAAGGAAGUUGACACCAUAGUACAAAUGGUUCAGUGUUUGGAUGCAUUCAUCGGUCAGCAGACACGGAUGAUAGUCAUUGUUGAUGGGCUUGAUAGUUGUGAGCAAGAUAAAGUUCUUUAUUUGUUAGAUGCUGUUCAUACUCUUUUUUCAGAUUCCAGUGCACCAUUUGUUACUGUAUUGGCUAUUGAUCCGCACUUUGUUAUUAAAGCUAUUGAAUCUAAUAUGCAUAAAACUUUACAAAAAUCUAAUAUUAGUGGUUAUGAAUAUUUACGGAAUGUGGUCCAUCUGCCAUUUUAUCUACAAAGUAGUGGUUUACGACGAGUGAAAGCUGCACAACAAGCAGCUUUGCUGUGGAAUAAAAAAUCAGGAAGUUAUUGGAAUGAAGACAGGGAAUGUGAUCGUUCUGGUGCUGUUUCCUCAAAUCGUAAAGCAUCAAAUUCAAGUGUUUCCAUUCCCGAUGCUUUUCGUAAAAGAGGGAAAAGCAACCAAAAAUUAAAAGCUAGUGAGAGCUUAGCAAGUAGCAUCAGCAACCUGAACAGAGUAGUGACAGGCGCUCAUGAUUUGAACAAAGUUUUGCUUACUGAUGAUUAUUUCAGUGAUAUCAAUCCUAGAUCCAUGAGAAGAUUGAUGAACAUUUUAUAUAUAACUGGUCGACUGCUGAAAGCAUUUAACAUUGACUUCAAUUGGUAUCACUUAGCUUCAUGGGUGAACAUUACAGAACAAUGGCCUUACCGUACAUCAUGGAUAAUUAUGUAUUAUGAAAUGCAUGAAAAAGAAUUUGAUGAAAUGUUGCCUUUGAAAACUGUCUUUGAAAAAAUUAAAUCCUAUAUGCCAUCAUCGAGGGAGCAAGAACCAACUCUUGAUCUAGACCAUGAUGAAAGAAAAUUCGAAGUCUUCUUAUCUAUGCAUUCAAGCUCUUUAACAAUUAAUGAUUUAAAGGUAUUCUUGCCCUUCACAAUUAACUUGGACCCUUACAUAAGAAAAGUUAUACAAGAAGCAAAUCAGCAAGUUUCUGAAUUUUUGAAGAGUGACUUAAAGCCUUCCAGCCCGCCAUCUAAAUUUGAAGGUCUGAGUAUGAAAAUGCCUGUUGCAGUACCAAAUCCAGAACAGACCGUUCCCCUGACUUAUUAUCCUCAGAUAACUGGAAAAGAUAUUUUUCAUCAUAAUCAGAUGUCUCCUGCAAAUAAUUUUGCCACUGCUGCUCCCAUUUGGUGGAACUUUCCUUCUGGACAGAUGACUCCCCAUAAUACUUACUAUCCAUCAUCACAAUCAUCAUCUAUGACAGUGUUGCCAGACCAAGAAAAGCUCAGUUCAUUAUCAGUUAGUGGUAUAGCAGACCUUCUAAGAUCCCAAGAGAAAUUGAAUAAAAAGAAGCUUGAUGGUUAUAUUACUGCUAUUGAAGAAAAUAAUAUAAAUGGUCAAGUUUUAUUGACUUGCGAUUUAAAAGAACUAAAAGAAACAUUAAAUAUGUCUUUUGGAGAUUGGGAACUUUUUCGAAUAUUGAUUUUGACUCUUCGAGAACAUGAAUUGGAAAAUGUGAAUUCAAAUGUUAAUUUUAUUUCCGAGGAUAAAUCUCUUUCAAGAAAUGCUUCCUUCAAAAUGAAGCAAGCAGGGGCUCUUAAAAUUCCAUUAAAUAAAUCUCCAGAAAAAAAAUCAACAGAAUCUUUAGCAAAAUCUGCAAGAGUGAGCUCAGAUAAUUCUGAUGGUACUGUCACAAAACCACGAAGCAGCAUAUUGGAGAAACAGCCUGUUUGUCCAUAUUGGCAACUUGUUUUAAAUGAGGUAACUAUGGAAGAAUCAAUGAUUGUUGGGGCUUUAGAAACGCUCAAUGAAGAAGCUUUAGAGGACACAAUGGAGGAAAAAAGUCAUAUCAAUAGAAAGCCUUCCAAUCCUCCUAUUGCGAAUCCUUUGAGUCCAAUUUUGUCUGACACAGAGGAUGCUGCAUCAGAAAAACUUGAGGCUGAACAGAUGCCUGUCCUUGCUAAUACUCCAUCAGAUGUUGAUGUUUUGUAUAUGAGAAGCCUGCAAGGUUCACCAAUGUUGCGAAUUAGUGCUAUAUCUCUGAGUGAUUCCAUGACAGAUGUAGAAACUGCCUCUCUGGGAAGAUUGCAGAACUUUUCAGCCAACGUGGAAACACUGCCUACUAUCUCCAGAACCAAAAGCGAAGAAUAUGAUUCAGCAGUGGUGUCUUCAAGUCCUCGACGAAAGCGGGAAUCUAAUCGAGCAAAAUCAAACUAUACAGCACAGCGCCCAUCCUCUUUGAUUUAUGAUUCUAAUUAUGUGUCUACAGCUCUUAAUCUUAAAUGUGAAACUUCAAAUAAAUCAAAAAAUAACCCCAACCCUGACAAACUAAGCCGUAAGAACCAAGAGAAAAAUAAUGCUUUGAAUCAUGUCACCAAUAAGUUGAAACACAUCAGGAAAAAAUCGACAUCGAAAUCCGAAUCCUCUGAUAGUUCAACAGAAACAGAAGAAAAGGUGAAACCAAAACUUUCAUCACAAAAAACGAUACCAACACCAAGUUCAGAUGCAGAUGGCUUUUAUUCUGACGAUGAACACACGCCACUCGUUUCUCCUUUCCACUUGACUCGGUCCAGCCAUUACAAUUUGCAGUCAUCUAAGUCAGAGAAAGAGAGUACUCCCGAGAAAUCGAUUCCUAAGCAAGGGAAAUCUGAGGCUGGCUCCCAUCGCAAAAUGAAGAAGUCUCUGGAAAGGCAGUACUCGAUUGAUAGUAACCUCUGCGAUCAUUCGAGGCCUCCGCCAUCCUCAUCAUCCAUGGUGGAAAUAGCUACUCCUAGCAGCAUGAAUCAGUAUGUGCCGGUUUUGCCUGCUUAUGGUCAAGAUGUUUCUGAUUCGUCAUCUCCAGAAUUAGCACUUGAAAGUCAAGUCCAUAAUGAAACAGUUUUGUAAAAAGUCGAAACAGAAAUUUUGCAUUUGUCUGCAUUUUUUUUUUUUUUUUUUUUUUUUGAAAGAUUGUAUUUUACUUAUGUCUAAACUCAGAAUUUAUUUUGCAAUUGAAUCCAUAAGAAUGAUUUGAUAGUACCUUUUAUAUUUGUAAUAAAAAUAUCAGUUCCUUUGAUUACAAUCUGGUAGGUAAUAUUUUUUGUUUAGUUCAAUCUUUUGUAUUAAUUUUCCCCCAAAAAUAUAUAUAUUUUUAUGACCUCAGGACAAUGAAGGUAGCGAUUUAAUUGCAACAUUGAGCGAUGUAAUAUUUGAUAAAAUAUUGUCUUUAUGCUACAUAUUGAAAUGGAAUAAGACAAGCAUGAUUCAUUUUAAGCAGAAAUAAACAAAGUAACUGAAAUGGCGAGAUAUUUUCGUAGAGGAAGAAUGUCAUUUCGUAUAUCAAUUAUGUACUUAUUUAACUUAUAUUUAAUUUCCAGCAUUCUUAUACAGCUGAUUUUUUUUUUUUUUAUUAAGAAUAUAUGUUUCAGGCUUUAGAAGGUUUUUCUUAAAUGCAUUUAUAGGAUUGGAGAACAAUUUUAUAUUCUAGUAAUAUAUUAUUUUAUAGCUUUUAUUUUUCAGUUGUUAGUUGUUGUUUUUUUUAAAUAUUUUUUUUUAGAUAUGUAUAGGUGGACUUCACUCAGGUAUAUUUUGACUUAUGUAUAAAAAUUGUAGCAUUAAAUAUUUAU
Messenger RNA from Argiope bruennichi, 6451 nucleotides. RefSeq names its product kinase D-interacting substrate of 220 kDa-like (gene Arms). NCBI's taxonomy places the organism in Eukaryota, Metazoa, Arthropoda, Arachnida, Araneae, Araneidae. Bases 558 to 5732 code for a protein of 1724 amino acids. Gene Ontology annotation, molecular function: protein binding. The record is from RefSeq and is a predicted model, not a curated record. The transcript has 26 exons.